Messenger RNA from Zerene cesonia (dogface butterfly), 1755 nucleotides. RefSeq names its product myrosinase 1-like. The record is from RefSeq and is a predicted model, not a curated record. Gene Ontology annotation, molecular function: beta-glucosidase activity. NCBI's taxonomy places the organism in Eukaryota, Metazoa, Arthropoda, Insecta, Lepidoptera, Pieridae. The transcript is spliced from 11 exons. Gene Ontology annotation, biological process: carbohydrate metabolic process. Bases 1 to 1443 code for a protein of 480 amino acids.
AUGGUUAUGAAAAUCAGUGCUCUGACGCUUUCAUCAUGUUCUGGGAAGAAAUUUCCACCUGACUUCAAGUUUGGAGCAGCCACUGCGGCUUACCAGGUCGAGGGUGCUUGGAACGUAAGCGAUAAAGCUGCAAGCAUAUGGGAUACAUUUACGCACAACAACCCAACAAUGAUCGCGGAUGGCUCAAGCGGAGACGUGGCCUGCGACUCCUACAAUCUCUGGGAGACAGACAUCCAACUAGCUAAGGACAUGGGGCUACAUUUUUACAGAUUUUCCAUCUCAUGGCCGCGUCUACUGCCCAACGGUUUUGCCAACAAAAUAAGCGAAGAUGGUACUCGAUACUACAACAACCUUAUCGAUGGUUUGUUAGCAAACGGCAUUGAACCCCUGGUCACGCUCUACCAUUGGGACUUGCCGCAGAAUCUACAGGACCUAGGUGGCAUGACCAACCCACUCUUAGCGGAAUGGUUUGGAGCCUACUCCCGCGUCGCCUUCACCCUCUUUGGCGAUAGAGUCAAAACCUGGGCUACCUUCAACGAACCUGUGUCAAUUUGUGGCUUAACAUAUGAGACUGGUUACAUUGCUCCAGGAAUAUAUAGUCCAGGAAUAGGCAGUUAUAUAUGCGCGAAAAACCUGAUGAUGGCCCAUGCGACUUCUUACAGGAUUUAUGAUAAGGAAUUUAGAGCGAAGUAUAAUGGUAAAGUGGGUAUAGUUAACAACCACGUGUGGUACGCUCCUUACUCUUCGGAAUAUGAAGACCUCACAUACCUCGCGAGACAACUUGGAUUUAUAUACUCCCAUCCCAUAUACUCGAAGACGGGAGGUUGGCCGCCCAGCGUUGAGGGUAUUAUAGCUAAGAAUAGUGAGGAGGAAGGAUACCCUACGUCUAGACUGCCCAAGUUUACAGCUGAAGAAAUCGAAUUUGUUAAAGGUACCGCAGACUACUAUGGUAUGAACUUGUACACAUCCCGUUUGGUCCGCGAAGCUAACAACAGCACCUUUUUCCUCUGGCCGACCAACGGGGACCUUGACUUAAACUUAGACCUGCUCGCGGAUCCGAGCUGGGAAGUUGGCUUAGACUGGCUCGUGAUCCACCCCCCCGGUAUCCGCGCCCAGUUGAAUCUGAUCAGAGAGGAAUUCGGGGACGUGGAGAUCAUCGUCACGGAAAACGGCUUCUCUACCUCCAGCGACGAGCUGGAUGACGUCACCAGGAUACAGUACCUCCGGGACUAUUUGGAGCAGGUGCUGUUAGCUAUCACAGAGGACGGUGUGAAUGUGACCGGGUACACCGCGUGGUCACUUCUCGACAACUUUGAGUGGAACAGCGGAUAUACAUCUAAAUUCGGCCUUGUGCGGGUGAACUUCACGGACCCGUUUCGCUCGCGCACGCCUCGCGCGUCCGCAGAGUACUACGCUGACGUUAUUCGCCAUCAUUCUCUUUAAAAAAGAACAAAUAAACUCACGCUUUGAAUUGAGAAACCUACGUUUGCGGAGUCAGUUGAAAACAUACGUAAAAAAUAUACUUAGAACUAAAUUAAAAAAAAAAUUAAAAUUGUAAAAAAUCUUGAAAAAAUACGAAUAAAAAUCGUUCUCACAUGACGUGAUCAAAGCUACGUUUCUGUGAGUUAAAUUAAACUCAUAAAAAGUUAUUAGUAUAGUAAUUUCUUAUUAACCUUUUUCUUGAGCUUGUAUUGUACAAAAAUUCAAAUUUUAUAGAAAUUUUAGAAGUGAUAUCUACCGUUUUUGCUAUUUUUU